AUGUCGCUGUAUCACGAGGCUGCCGACAUUCUCACGGCGAGCUCCGACCACGGCGGCAGCUUGAGGAGCCGCGUGUUUGGUAAAAAGGGUCUCAAGUCGCCGCCGGCGCAGGUCUACGCCCUCGCACUGGAGACGUGCAAGUGGAGUGCAAUCUUGAAGGAGGUCAUCGAGGCGGCGGACAUUCUGCGCCAUGAGCGCAAGCUCACACCUAUACUGGCGCUACUGCUGGUGCACGACUUCCUCCUGGCCAAGAAGGGUAUCGCGCUGCCCCAGUCUCACGGUCUCAGGACAACCAUUGAGCGGCACAAGGCGAGACUGACCUCUGAACUCACACGCGCCCGUUUGAGGAGGAAGAUGUCGUCGUUGGAAUUGCUGCGGGCUGGUGUCAACGCCAACACGGAUCCCGAAGGAAGACACCCUCGAUGGAUCAGGGUCAACGUGCUCAAGAGUAAUGUCGAGGACCAGCUUGAGACCACCUUCAAGGGGUACGAGAGGGCACUCUCCAUCGAGGCCGUGACGCAGGCAACGGGCAAGGCCAUCUUUAUCGACACUCAUAUCCCCUUCCUUCUCGCAGCAUCACCCGGCACGGAUGUGACCAAGACGCAGGCCUACCUUAAGGGCGAGAUCAUUCUGCAAGACAAGGCAUCCUGCUUUCCAGCGUACCUCCUGGACCCGCACUCAGAGGACGGGGACGUUAUCGAUUCGUGUGCGGCGCCAGGGAACAAGACAACGCACCUCGCAGCGAUUGUCAAGUCGCACGAACCCGAGCAGGGAGCCCAAAAGCAGACCAUCUUUGCGUUCGAGAGGGACUCCAAGAGAGCUCAUACACUAGAAAAGAUGGUCAGGAUUGCUGGCAGUCGGGGCAUGACCAAGAUCGGUCCUGGCCAAGACUUUUUAGAUGUUGAUCCCAAGUCCGACACGUACAAGGACGUCGGGGCCCUGCUGCUGGACCCCAGCUGCUCUGGCAGCGGUAUCGUAGGGCGUGAUUCGAUGCCGGAGCUGCAUCUCCCAGAAGUUCCUGGCCCGCCUGGAUCCAAGAGCGCAAAGGGAAAGCCGUCAAAACAGGACGACCGCAAGCGCAAGCGGGACGAAACGGAAGAGCCCGGUGCGGUGAUGGUCGAUGACGACGGCAACACGGUCGAGGUACAGUCGGAGCAGGAGCUGCAAAAGCGCCUAGAUGCGUUAGCCGGCUUUCAGUUGACGCUUCUGCUUCACGCCAUGAAGUUUCCCGCAGCCAAGAAGAUUACCUAUUCCACCUGCUCGAUACACGCAGAGGAGAACGAGGGCGUCGUGAUCAAGGCCCUCGCGUCACGCGUUGCGAAUGAGCGCGGAUGGAAGAUUCUACCGAGGCAGAAGCAGGUCCGCGGUAUGCGGGAGUGGCCCGUCCGUGGACUCCCCGAGGCGACCGGAGGUGAUGAGACCGUGGCGGAAGCGUGUAUCCGGACAUACAAGGGCGACGGCCACGGCGUGAUGGGAUUCUUCGUUGCCGCGUUUGCGAGAGAGGAGGCGAUUGACGAGGAUGGCCCGUACUUGAGAGACGACGACGGACGGAUCAUGAGGGAUAUGGCUGGGAUGCCGGUGCUUAAGAGUACGGGGAAGCCUGUGGUAUUGGAGGCGGCGACUGUGAGCGUGCCGGAGGAGGAGGCUUCAAGCGAGGAUUCAUCUGAAGAGAGCGAGGACGAAAGUGACGAGGGCGGCGACGAGGAUGAGUGGAAUGGAUUCGACUAG
Messenger RNA from Colletotrichum godetiae, 1728 nucleotides. Its product is annotated as S-adenosyl-L-methionine-dependent methyltransferase. The record is from RefSeq and is a predicted model, not a curated record. NCBI's taxonomy places the organism in Eukaryota, Fungi, Ascomycota, Sordariomycetes, Glomerellales, Glomerellaceae. Gene Ontology annotation, molecular function: RNA methyltransferase activity. Bases 1 to 1728 code for a protein of 575 amino acids. Gene Ontology annotation, cellular component: nucleolus. Gene Ontology annotation, biological process: rRNA base methylation. The transcript is spliced from 2 exons.